AUGACGACGACGACGACGACGACGGAAGCGGCGGUAGCGAGGAAGAGACGAAGAAGACGAAAACGAAGACGAUGCCGACGACGACGACGACGAUGCCGACGCCGACGUAGCAAGGACGAAUCGCGAACGUCGGUAUUCGAGGCGCGGCACAAAGAGGAUAGGAGAAGGUUGAUGGAAAGGUCGAGCGGGGCAGACGAGAGAGAAGCGGACGGGCGGGCCGGGGGAGAGCGAGGGGAGACCUACCCGGGGGUCGAGGCGGAGGGUCGCGCGAUUAAUUCGCAGAACGGCGAAGGAUAUUCCCGCGGCUGGCCCCAUAUAAGCCCUCCUGCCUUCCCCACGUCCCCUGCCGUCACCGCCGCCACCAUCACCAACCGCCCCCGCGCUUCUCCCGCUUCGCCUCGCCUCGCUCCACCGCUGCCGCUGCCGCUGCCGCCGCCGCCGCCGCCGCCGCCGCGGCUCGUAUCCCCCUCGCCGCUUCACCCCCCUGGCACGCCACCGUUUCUCUUCUCAUCUCCACCGGUGUCCGCGGCAUUAGGCGUCGAUCUACCGAGAUACGGAGAUCGAGCCGGCGAGAGCGGUGGUGCGCCUCUGGCCUCGUCGAUGCCAAGCACGUCUGCCUUUUGGGGCGCUCCCGAGCACAUAUAUGUAGACAGUUCUACAUCUACAGAGAUACUGAAUUAA
This is a messenger RNA of Monomorium pharaonis (pharaoh ant), 681 nucleotides long. Its product is annotated as protein enabled homolog. The coding region runs from base 1 to 681 and encodes 226 amino acids. The transcript is spliced from 2 exons. The record is from RefSeq and is a predicted model, not a curated record. NCBI's taxonomy places the organism in Eukaryota, Metazoa, Arthropoda, Insecta, Hymenoptera, Formicidae.